Molecule: messenger RNA, 929 nt
Organism: Trichoderma harzianum CBS 226.95
Lineage: Eukaryota; Fungi; Ascomycota; Sordariomycetes; Hypocreales; Hypocreaceae
Exons: 1
Coding region: 213-665 (150 amino acids)
Source: RefSeq, a predicted model, not a curated record
GGCCUCAAACACCCAGAGCACCAGACGUCCACCAAUGGCUUUGCGUGAACCCCCCAUCUCGAGGGCUCACAUGGCCGUGAAUAAAUGCGCCCCAAUCUUUGCUGCGUGGUGGAUGGUUCGCAGCUUCUGCCCCGAGUUCCACAGCGUAGACGAGCAUAACUGGCUUGGUGUGCGAGGUGGCCUCGGACGAAGUGCGAUCGACAUGUACAAGUAUGUACACCACCGACUCUCUCGAUCACGCCGAAUCGCACACUGUACUACCAGCCUGGCCCCAAGCAUGCACUCGGACAGGUAAUCUACGGCGAGAGAACAAGAUCCAUGGCAAAUCACACGCUAGCCUCCAAUGCUGUUAUAAACUCCGUAAGAGCAUCAAGUCAAGAGAGACAAAAAUUUCAUGGGCUUCGGAAGCACACCACCCGGAAGAUCCACUAGUAAAAGUACUGCAUCUACUCCACAGCAAGUUGAUUCUGUACUGUGCAUCUGGGGAUAAGGGCCCUGGACGGCCUCGGAAGAGGAUGCCUUUGGGUUUAUUCCCACUCGUGGAUGUAGCUCGGCUUUGUUCCUGGAGAGCUGUCAUUUCUCCCCCCUGCCUUGGUGUAAAAUAUUACCAGUCACUCAGCAAUCUUAAAAGCAAGGAUAGAGUCGUAAUCGAAUUAUUAAUUUGAUCAGUCAAGUUGCUCAGAUGGACUCUUUUCUCUCCGACAGUGCGAGACCCGACCUGACUGGCUGACUGACUGACUCGAAGCUGUCAUGCAUGUCUUCGUACUAGGGACCUGUUUGGAGCCAGCCUUGGACGAGCUGGACUGGAGAGCUGCGCGUAUCCGCAUCAGGAUGGGUGGACGCUAGUUGCCCUUUCAAAGAGGUCAAGUACAGUAGCAUUAGUCGUACGCGGAAAAUAGCCUACUUUUUACCUUACUGGCGAGAUCGGG